Molecule: messenger RNA, 516 nt
Organism: Lodderomyces oxycetoniae
Lineage: Eukaryota; Fungi; Ascomycota; Pichiomycetes; Serinales; Debaryomycetaceae
Product: glutathione peroxidase
Exons: 1
Coding region: 1-516 (171 amino acids)
Biological process (GO): cellular response to oxidative stress
Molecular function (GO): glutathione peroxidase activity
Source: RefSeq, a predicted model, not a curated record
AUGUCUUCUUUCUAUGACUUAACACCAAAGGAUUCAAAGGGAGAAGAUUUCCCAUUCUCUCAAUUGAAAGGUAAAGUUGUUUUGAUUGUCAAUGUUGCUUCUAAAUGUGGUUUUACACCUCAAUAUGAGGGUUUGGAAGAGUUGAAUAAAAAAUUUGCAGAUCAACCAGUCCAAAUUAUAGGUUUCCCAUGUAAUCAAUUUGGUAAUCAGGAACCAGGAUCUAACGAACAAAUUGGUGAAUUUUGUAAAUUAAAUUAUGGUGUAACUUUCCCUGUUUUGGGUAAAAUUAAUGUAAACGGAGACAAUGCAGAUCCUGUUUAUCAAUGGUUGAAGAGUCAAAAAUCUGGAUUUUUAGGUUUAACUAGGAUUAAAUGGAACUUUGAAAAGUUUUUAAUCGAUCAAGAUGGCCAUGUUGUUGAAAGAUUCAACUCCUUUGCUAAACCAAGUAGUAUCGCAUCAAAAAUUGAAGCAUUAUUGAAGAAAGGAGAAGGAGCAAGUAAUGAGGAAUCUAAAUAA